Akanthomyces muscarius is the source of this 630-nucleotide messenger RNA. RefSeq lists its product as uncharacterized. NCBI's taxonomy places the organism in Eukaryota, Fungi, Ascomycota, Sordariomycetes, Hypocreales, Cordycipitaceae. The transcript is spliced from 4 exons. The record is from RefSeq and is a predicted model, not a curated record. Bases 1 to 630 code for a protein of 209 amino acids.
AUGAUGUUCAAUCUGACAAACCCUGACCGUGUAAUCCGCGUCGGCGUGAUUCUUUUGAAAGGUAUUGCAGAGCUAAUCGACGUUGCUCCAGUUGAGCUCUUUCGACAUGUGAGCCACGAGUUCGUCGAUUUUCUUCCAUCUUCUGUUGUCCCGGAUCAGCUCAAGCCGCAGGCUCAUAAUUUCGACUUUCACUGGGUCUCUGAGGCUGGACCAGCGUUACCAAUGCCUGGUACAAGUGGAGUCACAAUCGUCCCUACUGAUUCGUUCGAGACAUGUCCGCAGCUCGAUAUCGUCAUCAUUGGCGCAUCUGGAGCAAUUGUUCCUAAUCUGGCAGAGGUGCAGUUUUUGAAGAAGAGCUAUGAGGAAAGCAGCGCGUUUAUAACUGUCUGCUUUGCACCCCGCUUUGCUUUGGACGGCUUCAAGGCCGUAACUCCCAACACAACAUGGGUAGAUAAACGAUGGGUGCAAGAUGGAAAGCUGUGGACAAGCGGUACUCUAUUAAACGGCUUAGAUGUCGUUUCCGCUUUCAUUCAACAUACCUGGCCCAGCGGCGAAGGCACCCUUACUGAUGUCAUUAUGAAGAUGGCAGCUUGGCCAACUGGUAGUGACAGCUAUGACGACACAGUAUAA